Messenger RNA from Racocetra persica, 205 nucleotides. The record is from the annotation of a GenBank genome assembly. Lineage: Eukaryota; Fungi; Glomeromycota; Glomeromycetes; Diversisporales; Gigasporaceae.
AAUUAAUACUAUUCAUACUGGAGGCACUGAAGCAUCUAAAGCUGACUUUGAUGUUGCAAAAGGUCUUGAAACAUAUUUAUUGUUGGCGAGAGGUGCUUGUGUUAUGCUUAGAAUGAACUUGUUCUUCGUAGAAUUUAAUACUUAUAGUAGUCCUGCAAUUACAUCUACAGAAGAUAAAAGAAUUGUCCCUAUUCUACCUAUCUGA